Molecule: messenger RNA, 1131 nt
Organism: Argiope bruennichi
Lineage: Eukaryota; Metazoa; Arthropoda; Arachnida; Araneae; Araneidae
Product: 60S ribosomal protein L10a-like
Exons: 5
Coding region: 131-784 (217 amino acids)
Biological process (GO): translation
Cellular component (GO): large ribosomal subunit
Molecular function (GO): RNA binding; structural constituent of ribosome
Source: RefSeq, a predicted model, not a curated record
AGCUCAACUUGUCUAUUAUUAACUUUCAUCACAAUAAUAAAAAAUAGUAACUUGCUGCGCAAAGAAUAUGUUUAUAAUUUUGCCGGCAUCUUAAAUAUUUAUUUUAAAAUAAUAAAUUCGUCUUAUUAGUAUGAGUUCCAAGGUAAGCAGGGACACUCUGUACGAGUGUGUUAAUAACCUUCUUGAAAAUUCACAAAAGAAGCCCCGUAAUUUCGUCGAAACUGUCGAAUUGCAGAUUGCUUUGAAAAACUACGAUCCUCAAAAAGACAAACGAUUCUCUGGAACAGUCAAAUUGAAAAAUAUUCCUCGACCUAAAUUUACAGUUUGUGUUUUGGGAGAUCAGCAACAUUGUGAUGAAGCUAAAGCUAAUGAUGUUGCAUGCAUGGAUGCUGAAGCCCUGAAGAAAUUAAAUAAAAAUAAGAAACUUGUGAAAAAACUUGCCAAGAAAUAUGAUGCAUUUCUUGCAUCUGAAUCAUUGAUCAAACAGAUUCCUCGAUUGCUUGGUCCUGGAUUGAACAAAGCUGGAAAAUUCCCAUCAUUGCUAACCCAUAAUGAAUCUAUGAUGGCUAAGAUAGAUGAAGUCAAAGCUACAAUCAAGUUUCAAAUGAAAAAGGUAUUGUGCUUGGCUGUUGCUGUUGGUCAUGUCAAAAUGACCCCAGAUGAAUUGGCCCAAAAUUUGAAUUUGGCUAUAAAUUUCUUAGUUUCGCUUUUGAAGAAGAACUGGCAGAACAUCCGCUCCUUGCAUGUCAAAAGUACUAUGGGGCCAUCAUUGCGACUUUAUUAAUGUUUAAUAAUUUUCUUUGAAUGUUUUUCAUCCAUUGAAAGUAAACGAUCUGAUUUUUUUCACUAGCUUUUUAUUUUAUUUAUAGUCAUUUUUUUAUUUAUACAAUCUUAGUCAUUUAUUAAUUUUUACUUAAUUUUUUGUUGUUGGAAUGUUUGAGUGAAUGUAUUUAUUUCUUUGAAAGAAAAUAGAAAAUUAUUUUCAUGUUUGUUAUCUUUUCAUCUCGUAAUUAGCUGAGGUGUGUAAAGAUUUAUAUUUUAUGAUGCUUCCAGUAUUGCAAACUGGAGAUCAUGUUAUGUAGCAUUAAAUUUUUGUUUUUAAUCAAAUAAAUGUUAUUUGAAUUGAUCAAA